AACAUGCAGCGUCACAUCAAGCAAUUGCAAUCUAUUAAUACGUGGAAAUAUUGGAAUGAGAAACAUAAAAGCAAUGUACAAUUUGUCUAAGUGUAUACAAAAAUUUAUCUAUGUGCAAAGUUAACUUGUAAUACUAAGGAAAAGUUAUGGAAAAUAAAACAGAUGCUCCCAGUGGCCAGAGCGAAAAUAAUGAAACUCAAUACGUUAAUGGUGAAAUAUACAAUGAUGUUAGUGAAGGACAACAUUUUUUACUUCCUAGUUCACAUUCACACUCACCAAAAGUAUCAGUAGAAUAUAUCAAAACAAGCAAUAUGAACCGAUAUAAUCCAGCUUUAAGGAAUCUUAUACCAAUACGUCAUAAAAAUCAAAAUAAGGAAAGUAUGCCAGCAGAUAAUGCUGGGUUAUUUUCAUAUAUUUUUUACACAUGGAUUACAUCAUAUGUAUGGAAAGCAUAUAAAAAGGGUAUUGACAUUACAGAUAUACCACAUAUUUCUACUUAUGAAACUUCUAAAUACAAUGCACAUAGAUUGGAAAUACUUUGGCAAGAGGAAUUAAACAAACAUGGACCAAAUUUGGCCUCAUUUUCAAGUGUAGCUUGGAAAUUUGUAAGAACAAGAAUAUGUAUAGCUGGGUUCUUAUUAAGUUGUUCUACACUUUGUGGAUUUAUCAGUUCUAUGAUACUAAUGAAGAAUGUACUAGAGUACGUUCAGUCACCAGAAGAAGAUAUAUGGACAGGUAUAAAAUGGGCAUUAUUACUAAUCUGUUGUGAUUUGUUACGAGUAAUAUUUUUCAAUUGGACUUGGAAUACUAAUAUUAGAACAGCCCUAAGAUUAAAGUCUGCUUGUACAACUCUUUUAUAUAAAAAAAUUAUUAGACUGAAUAGUCUUGGCAAUAUAAGUACUGGAAAAUUGAUUAAUUUAUUCACUAAUGAUAGUCAAAGACUUUUUGAUGUAAUCAUUUAUGGACCUAUGAUAUUUAGUGGUCCAAUCAUUAUUAUCUGUGGAAUAGUUUAUAUACUAUGGGUAUUUAGCCCAUUAGCUCUUUGGGGAAUAUUUACUUUUCUCGUGUUUUAUCCUUGUCAGUACCUUACGUCUCGAAUCGUUGGAUAUUUUCGUUCUAAGACAGUUGUCAUUACAGACACACGAGUGAAAUUAAUGAAUGAAAUUUUAGAAUGUAUAAAAUUAAUUAAAAUGUAUUCAUGGGAGAAAUAUUUUAGUGAUAAGCUUCUUGAUAUACGAAAGAAAGAGAAAUACUGGUUACAUAAAACUGUAUAUUUUCAAAGUGUUGCCAUUUCUUUAACACCAGCUAUACCUGUGAUAUCUGCAAUUAUUACAUUUGUAGCUCAUUUAUCUUCAGGAAAUAAUUUAACUGCUGCUCAGGCUUUCCCAAUUACAACAUUUUUUGGAAAUAUGCUGAGAAUGGCACUCUCAUCUCUUAAGGAUUCCACACGACAUUUUAUCGACGCCCGCAUUGCUCUUAGAAGAAUCAAGGUGUUUCCUUUUAUAUCUUUACUCAAUUCUCAAUUUCGCUCAUCUUUUAUGUUUCUGCAAGUGGCCUUAAUUAAUAUCAUUGAGUCACGCUUAAUAUUCAACAGAUUACAGAAUAUAUUACUUUUAGAAGAGCAUACAUGCCGUAUAUCCAAACCAAUCGUAAAAUCACAAGCCAUAGUCAUUGUUAAUGGUACAUUUGUUUAUGAAAAUUCUAUUCUGCACGAUAAAAAUUUAAAAAAUAUUAAACAGAAAAAAAAAACUGCGUUGUAUUUAAAGAAUACAGUCGAACUAGAAAAACUCAAUGAACCCUCCGAAGAAACUCAAUAUGUGGAAAUACUCACUGGCAUUAAGUUUGGAGCAACGAAAGAUGGAUUAAUAGGAAUUUGUGGACAUGUAGGAAGUGGAAAAUCUAGUCUGUUACUUGCUGCUUUGGGACAGUUAAAAAUGACAAAUGGCCAUAUUUUGAGAGAAGGUUCUUGCGCUUAUGUUAGUCAACAGGCGUGGGUUGUUAAUGCGACUUUUAAAGAAAAUAUAUUGUUUGGAAAUCAGUUUGAUGCAAAACGGUAUUACCAAGCAUUGACGGUAUGCAGUCUAAAAGAAGAUUUAAAUAUGUUACCCGGUGGAGACGAAACCGAGAUUGGUGAAAGGGGUAUAAAUUUAUCAGGAGGACAAAAGCAAAGAGUUGCUCUUGCUAGAGCACUUUAUGCUAAUCGAGAUAUUUAUUUUUUGGAUGAUCCAUUGAGUGCCGUGGACGCACAUGUAGGUUCUUACAUUUUUAAAAAUUUAAUUCUCGGUGCACUCAAGGGCAAAUGUGUUUUGUUUGUAACACAUCAAGUUCAAUUUCUGAAACACUGUAAUCAAAUAUACGUAAUGCACAAAGGCAGUAUUGUAGAACAAGGUACACAUAAUGAAUUGAUGCAAUUAAAUAAAGAAUAUGCUGCAAUGGUGAACAGUGCAUUAUUAAAAAUGGAGGAUGAUGCGAAAAACGAAAUAGUGGUAUCAAUUGAAACAAACAGUGAAUUUAGUAAUGAUUUGAAAAGACAAAUAGUAUGUAAUCCUGCAAAUAAUAAUGGAAAUAUCGAGUCGUCAAAGGAAACGCGCGGAAGAGGAACAAUUCUUACUACACAAGAAAAAAUGCAACUGGGUACUGUACAAUCAUAUACGUAUAACAUAUAUGUAAAAUCCGCGGGUGGCUAUUUUGUAGCUGCUUUAGUAUUUUUCAUGCUUUUGUUAAACGUUGGAAGUUCAGCAUUUAGUUCUUGGUGGUUAGCUGUAUGGAUCAAAGCAGGUAGUGGGAAUGUGACUGACCUUAAUACCAAUCAAACACUAAUAUCAAAUAAUUUAAAUGAUAAUCCAAAUUAUUCAUACUAUCAAAACAUUUAUAUUGGUUGUAUUGGAGUAAUUUUGUUAACGAGUUUACUGCGUGGCGUGGUUAUUAUGUAUGCUACGAUAAAUGCUUCAACAACACUGCAUAAUAAAGUUUUUAAGAGAAUUAUUAAGUCGACAAUAACAUUCUUUGAAAUUACUCCUAUUGGAAGAAUACAAAAUAUUUUUAGUCGAGAUAUUGAUGAAGUGGAUAAUUAUAUACCAAUUUCCGUGGAGAAUAUGAUACAGAAUAUUAUUACAUGCAGUUUUGCAAUUAUAUUUAUAUGUGCAGUAUUACCUUGGUUUUGUUUACCAUUAAUCGUUCUCGCUAUUAUAUUUUUUUAUAUUAGUAAGAUCUUUAGAGUAGCAAUGAGAGACUUCAAGCGAAUGGAAAGUACCUCGCGAUCUCCUGUUUUGAGUUUUAUUACAACGACCAUUCAUGGUUUGAAUAUCAUUCAUGCAUUCCAAAAGGAGAAAGCAUUUAUAAACAAAUUCGAAGAAUUAUUUGAUUUAAAUAACUUGUGUCUUUACCUAUGUCAUUCUAUCAUGAGAUGGUCUGCCGUAAGACUCGAUAUUUUGGCAAUCGCUUCUUCCUCUAUUACUGCGUUUCUUGUGAUAAUGCUUAGAAAUCAAAUAUCUCCAGCCCUUGCUGGUUUAGCUAUGGCAUAUGCUAUGCAAAUGACUGGUGUUUUUCAGUAUACUGUAAGAUUAAUGGCAGAAACAGAAACCCGUUUUAUAAGUGUCGAAAGAAUAAGUUAUUACUUGAGGACUUUGCAAAAAGAAGGAAUUUUCAAGGAAGAUCCUAUAAGUCCUCCAGAUCAGUGGCCUACUGAUGGCAUAUUAGAAUUUCAUGAAGUUGAAUUGAAGUAUAGAAAAGAAUUGCCAUCUGUAUUAGAUAAUAUUUCUUUCAUUAUUAAAUCUGGUGAACAUAUAGGUAUUGUGGGCAGAACUGGAGCAGGAAAAAGUUCUCUUAUCGUUGCUCUAUUUCGAUUAGUUGAAAUCUCCGCUGGAAAGAUUAAAAUUGAUGGUAUAGACAUAGCAAAAGUGAAGUUAGAGUUACUAAGGAGUAAAUUAUCUAUAAUACCUCAGGAUCCUGUUUUAUUUAGUGGAACCAUACGAUCAAAUUUAGAUCCGUUUAAACAAUUUAAUGAUUCUCAAAUCUGGAGUGUUCUAGAAAAAACUUAUUUGAAAGAGAAAGUUCAAAUUAUGUCAGGGCAACUGGAUGCGAUUGUUGAAUUUGGAGGAAACAACUUCAGUGUGGGCGAACGACAAUUACUUUGUUUAUCAAGAGCACUUUUGCGUAAUACCAAAGUAUUAGUGCUAGAUGAAGCAACAGCUGCUGUUGAUCCAGAAACUGAAAUCGCUGUACAGAAUACAAUACAAAAAGAGUUUUCAAGCUCUACUGUAUUGACCAUUGCUCAUCGUUUAAAGACUGUUAUUUCAUGUGAUCGUAUUGCUGUUAUGAAGAAUGGCCUCACCAUUGCGAACAUAAUUCCUAUUAUGAUGCUGGGGCGCAAGCAGAGCCUCAAAGGGGAAUCCGUCUUGGCCGACUAUGGCCCAGAGGAAUCCCUCAAUGAGAGCGCUGACAUAGAAUGGGUGAAUAAGCUAUGGGUGAGAAGAUUGAUGAGGUCUUGUGCUCUGGUAUCUUUAGCUUCUGUUUGCUUGAAUACUCCAAAAACUUUUGAAAAAGUUCCACCUCUUCAAUAUGUUACCUUCGUUUGCGACUUAAUUAUUACAUUUUUGUUUACUGCUGAGAUGAUUGCUAAGAUGCACAUAAGGGGUAUAUUAAAGAGGGACAAAUCUUACUUAAAAGAUCACUGGUGCCAAUUCGAUGGAAGUAUGGUUGUUUUCCUCUGGUUAUCUGUAAUUUUACAAAUGUUUGAAAUGCUAGGUUUUGUUUUAGAAUUUAGUUAUGUUUCGAUAUUACGGGCGCCACGACCCUUAAUCAUGAUACGCUUCUUACGAGUCUUCCUUAAGUUCUCCAUGCCGAAAUCUAGGAUUAAUCAAAUUUUUAAGCGUUCGAGUCAGCAAAUAUAUAAUGUGACUCUUUUCUUCCUUUUCUUUAUGUCCCUUUAUGGUCUUUUAGGAGUUCAGUUUUUCGGUGAAUUGAAAAACCACUGUGUUCUUAAUACUACAGAUCCAAAACACAUAACUAUAAAUAGUUUAGCCAUUCCCGAUACUUUUUGCUCUACUGAUCCUGAAUCAGGAUAUCAAUGUCCAGAAGGAAUGAUUUGCAUGAAACUUCAGUUGUCGAAAUACAUUAUGGGUUUCAAUGGAUUCGACGAAUUUGCUACAAGUAUUUUUACCGUUUAUCAAGCUGCUUCGCAAGAGGGAUGGGUUUUUAUCAUGUAUCGUGCAAUAGAUAGUUUACCUGCUUGGCGUGCAGUUCUUUACUUCAGCACAAUGAUAUUUUUCUUGGCAUGGCUUGUGAAGAACGUUUUCAUAGCUGUUAUUACAGAAACUUUCAAUGAAAUACGAGUUCAAUUCCAGAAAAUGUGGGGUGCUAGAGGACACAUUAGCAACAAUACAGCAUCACAAAUAUUAACUGGUGACGAUAAUGGUUGGAAAUUGGUAACUUUGGACGAAAAUAAACACGGUGGCUUGGCUUCUCCCAUAUGUCACGCUAUUCUGAGAUCUCCUCAGUUUCGUAUGGUGGUAAUGUGUGCAAUUUUAGCGAACGGUAUCACUACAGCGACCAUGAGCUUCAAACACGAUGAGAAACCAAGACAUACCUAUUAUGACAAUUAUUAUUACGCCGAGAUUGCAUUCACGAUAUUUUUGGAUCUCGAAACGUUAUUUAAAAUUUGGUGUCUUGGAUUUCGCAGUUAUUAUAAACAUUCGAUUCACAAAUUUGAACUACUGCUGGCUAUUGGUACAACCAUACACAUCAUUCCAUUUUUCUAUCUUUCCGGAUUCACAUAUUUUCAGGUCCUUAGAGUAGUCAGGCUCAUCAAAGCAUCACCGAUGUUAGAGGAUUUUGUGUACAAGAUAUUUGGUCCUGGAAAAAAGUUAGGCAGUCUCAUUAUUUUUACUAUGUGCUUAUUAGUUAUAUCAUCCAGUAUUUCUAUGCAGCUCUUCUGUUUUCUUCGCGACUUCACAAAAUUUGAGACAUUUCCAGAGGCAUUUAUGUCUAUGUUUCAAAUCUUAACACAAGAAGCUUGGGUAGACGUUAUGGAUGAAACAAUGUUGAGGACACAUGAAACAAUGGCUCCCCUUGUUGCCAUGUAUUUUAUUUUAUAUCAUCUUUUUGUCACACUGAUUGUAUUAAGUUUGUUUGUCGCUGUAAUUUUGGAUAAUCUUGAACUGGAUGAGGAUAUUAAGACUCUAAAGCAAUUAAAAUUUCGUGAACAAAGUGCAGAAAUAAAGGAAACUCUGCCAUUUAGAUUACGAAUAUUUGAGAAGUUUCCUGAUAGUCCUCAAAUGACGUGCUUACAUAAAGUGCCAUCAGAUUUUAACCUUCCAAAAGUUCGUGAAAGUUUCAUGAGACAGUUUGUAUUUGAGAUGGAAAAUGAAGAGAAUGAAGGGGUAAAGAAAAUAAAUGAAACUUUUGAUUCAAAAAUGAUAUACAGAAAACAACGACCAGUGAAAAUUUUAAAUAAUCCACCGAAAGUAAGAAAUGUUGUUACCAAUCUUAAAAAAGCUGCUGUUAUCUAUAUUAUAAAUGACUCGAACAACCAAAGAUUAUUACUAGGUGAUUCUGCUAUGAUACCAGUGCCAGGGAAAGGUCUUUUGAGGCCACAAGGCACUAUUAGUAGUGCCAAGCAACUUCGUUUUGAUCAGAAAAAGUCAAUUAGGAGAAGCGUUCGUAGCGGAUCGAUCAAGCUAAAACAAACCUAUGAACACCUAAUGGAAAACGGUGAUAUCGGAGGUAUUAACAGAGUUAGCUCUUCUUGUAGUACACCGCAUGAUUUGGACAUUAAAUUGCUGCAAGCUAAACGACAGCAGGCUGAAAUGCGCAGAAAUCAACGCGAAGAAGAUUUGCGUGAGAAUCACCCAUUUUUCGAUACACCACUGUUUGCAGUACCGCGCGAGAGUAAAUUCCGUAAAAUUUGCCAGUCACUUGUUUACGCUAGAUAUGAUACAAACGUGAAAGAUCCUUUAACUGGAAAAGAGAGGAAAGUUCAAUAUAAAAGCCUGCACAAUUUUCUUGGGUUGGUCACGUACCUUGAUUGGGUAAUGAUCUUUGCUACUACCAUGUCGUGCAUUUCCAUGAUGUUCGAGACACCACGAUAUCGCGUGAUGGAGGUUCCGGCAUUGCAAAUUGCAGAGUACGGUUUCGUGAUUUUCAUGAGUAUCGAAUUAGCUCUUAAGAUUCUGGCAGAUGGGCUAUUUUUUACGCCGAAGGCCUAUAUCAAAGACGUCGCCUCCGUUUUGGACGUUUUUAUCUAUGUCGUCAGUCUUGUAUUUCUCUGUUGGAUGCCGAAAAGCGUGCCACCGAAUUCCGGUGCACAACUUCUUAUGAUUUUACGUUGUGUUAGACCGUUAAGAAUCUUCACCCUUGUACCACACAUGAGAAAAGUUGUUUACGAAUUAUGUAGAGGAUUCAAAGAAAUCUUAUUGGUGUCCACUCUGUUGAUUUUACUGAUGUUUAUAUUCGCGAGUUACGGCGUACAGCUUUAUGGGGGUAGAUUAGCUCGUUGCAAUGAUCCCACCAUUCUGAAACGAGAAGAUUGUGUUGGAGUGUUCAUGAGAAGAGUUUUCGUGACAAAAAUGAAAUUGCGACCAGGUCAAAAUGAGAGCUAUCCAUCUAUACUAGUGCCACGCGUUUGGGCUAAUCCUAGAAGAUUUAAUUUCGACAAUAUUGGUGACGCGCUGAUGGCACUUUUUGAAGUACUCUCUUUUAAAGGGUGGCUCGACGUUAGGGACGUUCUUAUCAAAGCUCUCGGUCCCGUCCAUGCUAUUUAUAUCCACAUCUAUAUUUUUUUGGGCUGUAUGAUUGGUUUGACUUUGUUCGUUGGUGUCGUCAUUGCUAAUUAUUCUGAAAAUAAAGGAACCGCCUUGCUCACAGUUGAUCAAAGACGAUGGUGUGAUUUAAAAAAGCGACUAAAAAUCGCCCAACCAUUGCAUUUACCACCUAGACCAGAUGGAAAAAAAUUCAGAGCAUUUAUCUAUGAUAUUACUCAAAAUAUCUAUUUUAAGAGAUUCAUUGCGGUCAUGGUGCUCAUAAACAGUGCUCUUCUGUGUGUCUCUUGGAGAAUCGAGGAAGAACACACGGAAGCACUCGCUACGGUGUCCACGAUUCUGACACUGAUCUUCCUCGUGGAAGUAAUCAUGAAAAAUAUUGCUUUUACACCACGUGGCUAUUGGCAGUCCAGAAGAAACAGAUAUGAUUUGCUCGUGACAGUCGUCGGUGUUAUUUGGAUCGUCAUUCAUUGUACAAUGAAGAACGAUUUGUCAUACGUAGUCGGCUUUAUGGUCGUGAUUCUUAGAUUUUUCACCAUCACUGGCAAACAUACAACCCUCAAAAUGUUGAUGUUAACGGUCGGAGUAUCCGUUUGUAAAAGUUUCUUCAUUAUAUUUGGCAUGUUCCUUCUUGUUUUCUUUUACGCGCUAGCUGGUACGAUCAUCUUUGGAACCGUAAAAUACGGUGAAGGUAUAGGAAGGCGUGCCAAUUUUGAAUCACCUGUUACUGGUGUCGCGAUGCUCUUCCGUAUUGUCACAGGAGAAGACUGGAAUAAAAUAAUGCACGAUUGCAUGGUACAACCACCAUAUUGCACUCCAGCAGCUAAUUAUUGGGAGACCGAUUGCGGCAACUUUCAUGCUUCCUUAAUAUAUUUUUGUACUUUCUACGUCAUUAUCACUUACAUUGUCUUAAAUCUUCUGGUGGCUAUCAUUAUGGAGAACUUUUCUUUAUUUUACUCAAACGAAGAAGAUGCUUUGUUAUCAUAUGCUGAUAUUAGAAACUUCCAGAAUAUUUGGAAUGUUGUUGAUAACCAUCAGAAAGGUUUUAUACCUGUAAAACGGGUGAAGUUCAUUGUACGAUUAUUAAAAGGUAGAUUGGAGCCUGAUCCACAGAAGCAUCGACUUCUUCUCAAACAUAUGUGCUAUGAACUAGAGAAGUUGAAUAAUGGUGAAGAUGUUACUUUUCACGAUGUCAUCAACAUGUUAUCCUAUCGAUCGGUCGAUAUUCGAAAAGCUCUUCAACUUGAGGAGUUAUUGGCAAGAGAGGAAUUCGAAUAUAUUAUCGAAGAAGAAGUUGCUAAGCAAACAAUUAGAAACUGGCUGGAAGGUUGUUUGAGAAGAAUACGUGCUAGUGGGAAACAACAAAACAGUCUUGUAGCAGGUCUUCGCGCUAACACUGAACAGGUACAGCAACAGGAACAUACAGAAGAGAAAGGAAAGGAGGCUGUCAAAGAAGAAGAAACGGAAACGAAGGAUACUGAUGGAACUAGACACAAAGCAAAGAAGCCUGUAGUUCUUCCAAGGUCCGACAGUAUAGGUAGUGGAUCAGGAAGAAAGUAUUUAACUCCGACGUUGUCGGAUCCUGCUUCGAUUAGGUCUGAAAAAGAUAAGAACGCGGCACCUAAGAAGAAAAAUAAUAGACCACCACCGGCGCCGAAAAAUAAUUUGCCACAUCUCACAGAGAGCACUGAGCAAAGCAGACAACAACGGGAAGCUAGUAAUGCGAAGGCAAUUGUACCAAAAUCUUCCAGCGUUAUGCUAGAGGUUCGAGAAUGGUGGAAGGAACAAUUGGCGUACAGCAGUGAGUCCAGCGAAGACGAGAUUUAA
Molecule: messenger RNA, 9584 nt
Organism: Eufriesea mexicana
Lineage: Eukaryota; Metazoa; Arthropoda; Insecta; Hymenoptera; Apidae
Gene: na
Product: sodium leak channel non-selective protein na
Exons: 53
Coding region: 147-9584 (3145 amino acids)
Biological process (GO): positive regulation of synaptic transmission, GABAergic; transmembrane transport; positive regulation of synaptic transmission, cholinergic
Cellular component (GO): plasma membrane
Molecular function (GO): ATP binding; ABC-type transporter activity; ATP hydrolysis activity
Source: RefSeq, a predicted model, not a curated record